AGUUGGCUUAGGCACUACGACCAAUAUUUCGUUCAUGAUGAAAUAUUAUAUAGAGCGCUUGGUAGCAGCAACAGCUCUCACCCACAACAUGUAAUAUUAAUACCUUCUGCUUUGCAAGCAAACAUUCUCAAAACACUGCAUGAUGGGCCACUAGGAGGUCAUUUAGGUAUCACUCGUACCGAGGAACGAGUGAGGAAACGAUUUUAUUGGCCUGGCAUUCGAAAGUCAGUAACCAAACAUAUUCAGUUGUGCAAAGUUUGCAAUCAAAAGAACUCCCCAAUUAACAGAAACACAGCUCCAUUAGGUCAUAUUUCAGUUAGCCAACCUUUUACUUUCUGGGCAAUGGAUUACAUGGGACCAUUGCCAGAAACAGGUCGUGGGAACAAACAUAUCCUAGUGGUUGUUGACCAUUUCACCAAAUGGUGUGAAGCAUUUGCAACUCCAGAUCAGAAAGCCAGCACGGUUGCGCCACUUUUAGUAAGCGCAUUUUCUCUCGGUUUGGAACCCCAGCAGUCCUGCAUUCAGAUCAAGGCCGAAACUUUGAAAGCACACUACUACACGAAAUCUGCAACUUUAUGGGUAUUACGAAAACGCGCACCACAAGCUACCAUCCUCAGUGUGAUGGACAAACUGAGCGGCAAAACCGAACUAUUCAGGCUAUGCUUUCAGCUUUUGUUUCAAAUAGAAGAGAUGACUGGGACUUGUGGCUGGAUUCAGUUACAUUUGCUUACAAUACCAGCAGACAUGACGCAUUAG
This is a messenger RNA of Paramuricea clavata, 756 nucleotides long. Lineage: Eukaryota; Metazoa; Cnidaria; Anthozoa; Malacalcyonacea; Plexauridae. The record is from the annotation of a GenBank genome assembly.